Blumeria graminis f. sp. triticale is the source of this 375-nucleotide messenger RNA. NCBI's taxonomy places the organism in Eukaryota, Fungi, Ascomycota, Leotiomycetes, Helotiales, Erysiphaceae. The record is from the annotation of a GenBank genome assembly.
AUGAAGCAACAGAUUAUUUAUUGGCUCAUACCGUUCCUAUAUCUUUCAGCGGUUCAGUCCAUGAUUGAAGACUACACAUGUAUCGGAACAAAGAUAGAAGGGAGAUACGUCGAAAAAGCCCUUGAUUUUCUGAGGAAGCCACAAAACCAGAUGCAUAUAUUACCCAUGAAUCUCUGGACAUGUGAGUCGGAAAAUUAUUGCUAUAUCUCUGCGCUUCAUACCGACGAUGAAUCAUUUAGAAAGAGAUACAGGACUCCUUACUAUGUGGUUGUAGAUGGUCUCAAACAUUUAAGAGGCGUUGUAAUAAGCACAGGCAGAGAUUACCAGCAAUGCUCCCCAAGAUCACCCGCAAUUAUUGUUAGAAAAUCACAUUAG